AUGGCUCUCGGGGGCCUUCCUUUACCGGGUCCCCGCGCAUACCCCAUUGUGGGGAAUGUGCUGCAGAUUGAUACCAGCAGCACCCUCAAGUCCCUUGAUAAGUUUACUGAUCAAUAUGGCGAAAUCUACCGCCUCGUGCUACCUUGGGGAACAACCGCCAUUGUUACAACAGCAGCCCUCGUCCAUGAGGUCUCCGAUGAAACACGCUUCAAGAAGCCUAUCAUUGCUGACCUCGAGCAACUCCGCAAUGGCGUUCCCGCUGGGAUGUUCACCACCCCGACAGAAGAACCAGUAUGGGGUAUCGCCCACCGCGUCCUAACCCCUGCUUUCGGGCCGGUGCCCAUCCAAGAAAUGUUUCCCGAGAUGCACGAAUUGGCUGCCCAGCUUGUCAUGAAGUGGGCUCGCCACGGCCCUGAGCAAUCCAUUGCGGUCAGUGAAGACUUCACCCGACUUGCCCUCGACACCAUUGCCCUGUGUUCGAUGAAUUUCCGAUUCAACUCUUACUAUCACGACGAGCUGCAUCCUUUCAUUACCGCAAUGGCCAAUUUCUUGACCGAGUCUGGAAACCGAUCCCUCAAGGGCAACUUCUUGUCCAGUCUAUUUUUCUGGUCAAGCAACAAGUACUUUGCUGACAUCAAGACCCUGAGGGACAUUGCUCAGUCAGUUCUCGAUGCCCGGAGAGCGAAUCCAAACGGAAGAAAAGACUUGUUGUCGGCAAUGCUGGAUGGCGUGGACAGGAAGACAGGCGAGAAGUUGGAUGACGGGGCUAUCAUCGACAACCUCAUCACCUUUUUGAUCGCAGGCCACGAGACCACAAGUGGCAUGUUGAGCUUUGCGUUUGUGAUGCUGCUCAAGAACCCAGAGACGCUGAAGAAGGCCCGCCAGGAGGUCGACGAGGUGAUCGGUCGAGGACCGAUUACGGCCGAGCACAUGAAAAAGUUGCCAUACAUUACUGCCAUUCUUCGAGAGACGCUCAGACUAUGUCCGACCAUUCCUUCGUACGGCGUUCAGGCUCUCGAAGACACAGUUAUCGGGGGCAAAUGGGCAAUCGCCAAGGGUCAGGUCGUUCUUCUCUAUCUGGCGAGAUCGCAUCGAGACAAAGCGGUCUAUGGCGAAACAGCUGACGAAUUCAUUCCUGAGAGGAUGCUCGAUGAGAAUUUUGAUCGGCUCAGCAAAGAACAUCCUGGGUUUUGGAAGCCUUUUGGAAAUGGUCAGCGAGGAUGCAUAGGGCGCGCGUUCGCCUGGCAAGAAGCCAUGGUCAUAAUGGCAAUGCUGCUGCAAAACUUUGACUUUAAGAUGUCGGAUCCGUCCUACGAGCUCAAGAUUAAAGAGACUCUGACCACCAAGCCUGAGGGAUUCGAGAUGAAAGCCAAGCUGAGGCACGGGUUGACGCCUACCGAGCUGGAGAGACAACUGAACGGCAGCCUUUUGGAGAAGAGCACACUUUCCAAACACCCGCACGCCCAAGCGACAGAGAAAGGGACACAGCUCAAGCAGCUCAACAUUUUUUACGGAUCCAACACUGGCACGUGUGAGGCGCUUGCCCAGAGGCUGGCCAUGGACGCCCCUUCACACGGAUACAAUGCAACAAUCAUCGAUGCGCUUGAUGCAGCAGCAAACCAGCUCCCCAAAGAUAACGCCACCCCUGUUGCUUUCAUCACUGCGUCUUACGAAGGAGAACCGCCUGAUAAUGCCACCGAUUUUGUCACCUGGAUCAAAGACUUGCCUGACACAUCCUCCCUCAAAGGAACCUCUUAUGCCGUCUUUGGCUGUGGCCACCGCGACUGGGCCAACACCUUCCACAAAGUCCCUCGUCUGGUCUACAACACUCUUGAACAAAAGGGCGCUACCCCUAUUUGCGAUCUCGGUCUGACAGAUGUUUCCCAAGGUGAGAUGUUCACCGACUUUGAGCAAUGGGAAGACGACGUGUUCUGGCCUGCCAUCAAGUCAAAAUACGGUUCUGCUGUGGGUGGUGGCAGGCAACAGGCUCUUGAGGUUCAGUUCUCAACCCCCCGUGCUUCGACUUUGAGGCAAGACGUCGAGGAGGCUGUAGUGGUGGAGGAAAAGACUCUGACCAAGGGAAAUGGGGUUCCAAAGAAGCAUCUCGAAGUCCAGCUUCCGGAAGGCAUGACAUACCGCGCUGGGGACUAUCUGGCCGUGUUGCCGGUGAAUCCCAAAGAGAGUAUCGACCGGGUGAUGAGAAAGUUUGGGUUGGCUUGGGAUAGCCAUAUCACGGUUGCCGGUGGGGCUGAGGGCAAGAAGACGACGCUUCCAACUGGAGUACCAGUGCCAGUCCACGAGGUGCUUGGCUCUUACGUUGAGCUGUCGCAACCUGUCACCAAGAGGGGCGUACAAACACUUUCCAACUUCACUUCAGCUGCAGCCGACAGAGCAGCACUGUCUGCUCUUUCCACGAACCCCGAGCUCUACACUUCGACCAUCAUCACCCCUCGGCUAUCAUUACUGGACAUUCUCGACAGAUAUCCUUCCAUCUCUCUUCCCUUCGGCACAUUCCUCUCACUCAUCCCCCCGAUGAGAGUGAGGCAGUACUCGAUUUCCUCUUCCCCUUUGGCAUCGCCUUCCAAGGCUACUCUCACUUACACCCUCCUCUCCGGCCAGUCAUUGGCCAACCCCGCCAAUUUGUUCGCAGGUGUCGCUACGUCGUAUCUGUCUGCCCUAAGGCAGGGGGAUAGACUUCUUGUCUCUGUCCGGCAAUCACACUCGUCGUUCCACCUACCCUCCAAUGUCGAGACCCCGGUGGUGAUGAUUGCCGCCGGAGCGGGCAUAGCCCCCUUCCGUGGUUUCAUUCAAGAGCGGGCGGCCUUAGCAUCUCAGGGUAAUAAACUUGGCAAAGCGUUGCUCUUCUUUGGCUGCCGGCAUCCCGACUGGGAUGACCUUUAUUGUGACGAGCUUGAGAAGUGGGAGGCUGAUGGUAUUGUGAAAGUGACAAGGGCUUAUAGCAGACAGAAUGACCGGGAAUACGUCGGUGACAGUGUUCUGAACUACAAAGACGAAGUGAAGCAGCUGUGGGACAAUGGUGCAAGAGUGUACGUUUGUGGCAGUCGGGCAGUCGGAGAUGGUGUGAGAAGCGCCUUGGGGAGGGUUGUGCUUGGUGACGAGGCAAAGGAGGGGGAGAUUGCAAAGUGGUUUGAGGGGGUGAGAAAUGUCAGGUAUGCGGUCGACGUUUUUGACUAGUUCCAGCUUGUUGUCAGUUACCAGAUGUUUAAUUGGCAAAUGUCUAUCCUGCCGGACUGCGGAAUGCCAUGUUGUUUAUUGAAGGGAUAAGAUUGGUAAUCAGGCGUUCAUAGAUCCCACUCUCUGCUUAGUUAUAUCUGCUCUAUCUUUGAAAAGCUCAAUUUAGUACCUUUGAAUGUGA
This is a messenger RNA of Podospora pseudocomata, 3376 nucleotides long. RefSeq lists its product as uncharacterized. Bases 1 to 3195 code for a protein of 1064 amino acids. Gene Ontology annotation, cellular component: cytosol. Gene Ontology annotation, molecular function: iron ion binding; flavin adenine dinucleotide binding; aromatase activity. The record is from RefSeq and is a predicted model, not a curated record. NCBI's taxonomy places the organism in Eukaryota, Fungi, Ascomycota, Sordariomycetes, Sordariales, Podosporaceae. The transcript is spliced from 4 exons.